Messenger RNA from Cuscuta europaea, 2553 nucleotides. NCBI's taxonomy places the organism in Eukaryota, Viridiplantae, Streptophyta, Magnoliopsida, Solanales, Convolvulaceae. The record is from the annotation of a GenBank genome assembly.
GUCGACUAAAUUCGAAUUAAAGAAAUUUCAUUUUCCACAUUUUCCUAAUCAAUUUCGGUAUUCCUUCUUAUCUCUUCAUCCUCGACUUCUACCCUGAGCCGUCUGAUCCGCUCUGAUCUUCCUCCAAAAUGAUUACAAUUCCGUAUUUCACCGCAUUGACCACCUUCUUCAGCUACAUCCUCCUCUUUGUUUUCGGCCAAAUCCGCGACUUCUUCAGAAAAAUCAUUGAUUGGUGGCAUUCGAGCAAUCUUCAGGGAUAUGCUCCGAUUUGCUUGGGGCUUGAAGAUUUCUACAUUCGCCGGCUAUAUCUUCGAAUUCAGGACUGUUUUGGUCGACCAAUUUCUAGUCCUCCUGAUGCUUGGUUUGAUGUGCUGGAACGAGUUUCUAAUGACAAUAAUAAAACUCUACAGUGUACCACAAAAGUUACUAGGUGCCUUAACUUGGGAUCAUAUAAUUAUCUUGGUUUUGCUGCAUCUGAUGAAUAUUGCACGCCUCGUGUCAUUGACUCCUUGAAAAUCUUUUCACCAAGCACAUGUAGUAGCCGUGUUGAUGGAGGGACUCUGUCAUUACACAAUGAGUUGGAGGAAUGUGUGGCUAAUUUUGUUGGAAAACCAGCUGCCAUAGUCUUUGGCAUGGGCUACGUGACGAAUUCAGCAAUUCUUCCUGUAUUGAUUGGAAAGGGAGGCUUGAUUAUUAGUGAUUCUCUGAACCACAAUUCUAUUGUUAAUGGAGCUCGAGGAUCUGGAGCUACUAUUAGGGUAUUCCAACAUAACACACCCUCUCAUUUGGAGAAGGUUUUGAGAGAACAAAUUGCUGAAGGGCAACCUAGGACACACAGGCCUUGGAAAAAAAUAAUUGUUGUAGUGGAGGGAAUAUACAGCAUGGAGGGUGAACUUUGCAAACUUCCGGAGAUCGUUUCCAUAUGCAAAAAGUACAAGGCGUAUGUUUACUUGGAUGAGGCUCACAGCAUUGGAGCAAUUGGCAAAAGUGGGAGGGGUGUCUGUGAGCUCUUAGAGGUUGACACUGCAGAUGUGGAUAUCAUGAUGGGAACCUUCACAAAAUCAUUUGGAUCAUGUGGUGGUUAUAUAGCAGGAUCCAGGGAACUGAUUCAAUAUUUGAAGUACACAUGCCCUGCCCAUCUAUAUGCAACAUCUGUAUCACCUCCUGCUGCCCAACAAAUUAUUUCUUCUAUAAAAGUUAUUCUUGGAGAAGAUGGCUCUAGUCGAGGAGCUGAAAAACUAGCACGCAUACGCGAGAACAGCAAUUUUUUCCGCUCAGAACUGCUCAAAAUGGGAUUUGAGGUUUUGGGAGAUAAUGACUCUCCGGUAAUGCCAAUAAUGCUCUAUAAUCCAUCCAAAAUACCUGCGUUUUCACGAGAGUGUCUAAAACAGAAUGUGGCCGUUGUAACAGUUGCUUUUCCAGCAACUCCUCUAUUAUUAGCGAGAGCACGGAUAUGUAUUUCUGCUUCUCACACAAGGGAAGAUCUUCUCAAAGCAUUGGAGGUUUUCAGUAGAGUUGGUGAUAUGGUUGGCAUAAAAUACUUCCCUGCAGAACCAAAGAAGCAACAUUUAGAAGAAAACAGAAUCAAGCUAGAGUGAUGAUCACACACCGCCUGGGUUUAACAGUCGUAUAAGUUCCAACAGCAUCUGCACGAUGUUAGAAUUAUGAGGUUUGAUGAUGUUGCCCGCUGAAAUAUCACCGGGCUUACACGGAUUGAUUGUCAUAUUUAGGUCAAUUUGAUGAUUAGAAUUUGUCAAGUGUUGUGUGUACAGUUUAAGGUUGUAAUUUAUGACAAAGACACGGGGAGUGUUAUCCCCAUCAUCACUUUGAGUUCCUCUUGAUACAACACAAUAUGUGAGGAUUGAGACAGGCGCAGCACAGGCAGUGCAAGUUUAUCAGGAGUGUGACUAUUUUGGGGUGGUUGAAUGAGCAGGAAGGGGCAGAGGCUUGGAGCUUGCGAGAAAUUGGGAUACCGUCCUCAUUUGCUCCCUAAAUGUAAACUUGCGCAUUGGAAUGGUCUCUAUCGGGUCACGAUUUGCUCCCGCUGGAGGUUUCUGAUUUAAGCUGUAUGAUCUCGUUUGAGCUACUUAUGACGGUGGGUGGGAUUCACCGUUUUGCUAGUGCAUAAAAGAAAACACGCCAUCACUCCUUGUAUAAUACGAGUACCAUAUAUUUUGGCAAUUGUAAAAUUUGGUGGCUUGUUAACUUAUGGUAAUAAUAAUUUAAUGAUGUUUUUUGACAAAAUUAUUUUACAUUCUCGGCUUAAAAUGAAUUCCUGGAUAAAAUCAUUUGACCCUUACAAGUUACAAGCUGUUUUUGAAAUUUGAAAAUAUAUAUAUAUAUAUAUAUAUGUUUUGGUUCAAAUAAGAACAUGAUCUUAUGAGAAAAAUGAGAGUAAAUCUGGACCGUUAGAUUUGCUUUAUGUGAAAUUCAAUGUGCAUUAGAUGAAGCUGUAAUGUGUUUCAGGUGAAAUUGAAAUGUGCAACACAAAUGAUACAAUGUAACGGCGUUAUGUGAAGCUAAAUUGUGCAUUAGGUGAAUUUGAAAUGUGUA